This is a messenger RNA of Hypanus sabinus (Atlantic stingray), 8379 nucleotides long. It is a transcript of the gene itsn2b, whose product is annotated as intersectin 2b. Gene Ontology annotation, molecular function: protein binding; calcium ion binding; guanyl-nucleotide exchange factor activity. The coding region runs from base 635 to 6019 and encodes 1794 amino acids. NCBI's taxonomy places the organism in Eukaryota, Metazoa, Chordata, Chondrichthyes, Myliobatiformes, Dasyatidae. The transcript is spliced from 40 exons. The record is from RefSeq and is a predicted model, not a curated record. Gene Ontology annotation, biological process: positive regulation of Rho protein signal transduction; intracellular signal transduction.
UGCCCCAAUCUCCUCCCCCCGGACUCUCUUCCUGUCUCGCUGCUGGCCUGUCAGCGCCAUGUUAUUGCUCUGACACUGCGGCUCCGGCAACAGGUCGGAGAGGGAAUCGCGGUGCCGCGCUGCGGGCGGAGGUGGCCGGCUGGGCCGCCGUCACUCUCGGGCUCGGAGGAGGUGCGGAACCCAGGAGCCGUUGUAUCAAAAUCCGUUGGUUGUCCAUUUCCGAUGAUGACGUAAUCUGUGCGGGAGGAGUUUUAUAGUGAAAAAGCCGUUGCACUGGAGCAAUUCCACUUUCUAGGCCUCAAAAAUCUUGCUUCAGUGGUACAAAAAAUCAUCACGACUGGAGACUUCCUCAGCUGCAGUGGAAAGCCAUGACACCAUCUGUGUCCUGUCAUACUGUUUGUUCUCCACAAAGUGUUGCAACGCCGCCUUCUUGACUGUUGGAUCUUGUAGUUGAUCUCAUCUGGCUAGUCCACCGGAACUGGCUUCACAUGCUGGUGUAGACACAUCCCGAUCUCACUGGGGUUUGGAGGUUCCCAGCCACCCUCACCUGGAUUGAUGAUCUGCAUGCAACAGUAGCCACACUGCUUCGACAGACUGGCUAAUCCAGAUGGCCAGUAGCUAGCAAGACGUGGUCAUGACCAUGAUGGCUCAGUUUCCUAUGGCCAUAAAUGGUGGCCCUAAUACGUGGGCAAUCACCUCAGAGGAACGAGCCAAGCAUGACCAGCAAUUCAUAAGUCUUAAACCACUUGGAGGAUUACUUUCAGGUGAGCAAGCUCGUACUUUCUUUCUGCAAUCUGGUUUACCAAAGCUCGUACUAGCUGAAAUAUGGACCCUUGCCGAUUUGAACAAGGAUGGAAAGAUGGACCAGCAGGAAUUCUCCAUUGCAAUGAAACUGAUCAAGAUGACCCUUCAGGGUCACCCAGUUCCCAACAUUCUUCCUGUUGUCAUGAAACAGCCCCCAAUUGCAUCACCUUUGAGCUCUGCACGAUUUGGGAUGGGAAGUAUGCCAAAUCUGUCUAUCCCACCAAACGUGCCUUCGUUUGCUUCUUUGGCUCCAACGUCAUCAUUGACAUCAGCAUCCACCUUGCCACCUCUGAAUAUGUCAGUUCCCCUGAUGCCUGCUGUUAGUUCAUCAGUCUUUUCCAGUAAUACAUCUGUCCUCAUUCAACCUUUAUCUGCACAAAGUUCUGCAACACUUCCUCAUACCGGACCACUGAGACAUACGAUAGCAGGAUAUGCAGGCACUGGUCUUCAAAAGGCACAGUCAUUGAUUGACCUUGGCUCCAGCAGCAGUUCAUCAUCAUCCACUACAUCUCUUGCUUCUCCUAAAAUUAGUUCCUCUGACUGGGGAGUUCCUCAGUCUAGCAGGCUCAAAUAUCGACAGACCUUCAACAGCCUUGAUAAAUCCAUGAGUGGUUACUUGUCAGGUCCUCAAGCCAAGAAUGCACUUGUUCAGUCCAAUUUGUCACACAGUCAACUAGCCACCAUAUGGAACCUGGCAGAUGUUGAUCGGGAUGGAAAGCUCAGAGCAGAAGAGUUUAUUUUAGCUAUGCAUUUAAUUGACAUGGCUAAGGCCGGUCAGCCGCUUCCCAUCACUCUGCCCCUAGAACUGACGCCUCCUUCAUUUAGAUCAAGCAAAUGGGGUGAAGGAAUAAAUGGAACACAACCUCAAUAUCAGGAAAUAGCAGAGGAAACUCAGGAAGCCCAGAAAAAGUCACCUGUCACUUUCGAGGAUAAAAGAAAAGCGAACUACGAAAAGGGUAAUGCAGAGUUGGAGCGUAGGCGGCAGACCCUUCUGGAACAGCAGCAGCGAGAGGCUAAUCGCAGAGCACAGCGUGAGAAGGAGGAACAGGAAAGAAAGGAGCGAGAGCAGCAGGAGCAAGAACGGAAAAAGCAGCUGGAAAUGGAGAAAAGGUUGGAGAAGCUGCGUGAGCUUGAGCGUCAAAAGGAAGAACAGAGGAGGAAGGAAGUCGAAAAGCGAGAGGCGGCAAAGCAGGAACUAGAACGGCAGCGACAGAUUGAAUGGGAGCGAAUCCGGCGACAGGAACUCCUUAAUCAACGGAACCGAGAACAAGAUGAGAUUGUGCAGUUAAAGGCUAAAAGGAAAAGUUUGGAACUUGAACUGGAGGCAUUAAGUGAGAAGCAGCGAAAUGUUGCAAGCAAAGUGCAGGAAGUGAAGAGCAGAAAAGAAGUUCAAGAAAAUGAACUUAAUCUCAUAAAUCAGAAGCAUGAUCAGAGGAGAACAGAAGUGAAUGUUUUGCAGCAACAACUUCAGGAAUGUCAGAGUACGUUAAAUCAGCUAAUUCCUAUGAAGCAGGCAUUGAACAACCAAAUAAAAGAAUUUCAGCCCAACUCUAAUCAAAGCCUUGUGCUGUUGAAGCAUAGCCACACUGAAAAGAGAGAAUCUUGUGAACGGCUUCGCCAACAACUGAAGGAACUAGAGAAAGAAACAGCAGACAAACUUUCUGAAAUGGAUGCUUUUAACAGCCAACUGAAGGAACUACGGGAAAGCUACACCAAACAGCAGUUUGCUUUGGAGCAGCUCUAUAGAAUCAAAGAUGAUAAAAUUCGAGCACUUGAAAGAAAAAGAAGUGAAGAGUUGGCAAGGAAAAGAAAGGAAGAGGAAGAUGCUUUGAGAAAAGCAAAACAAGAUAAGGAAAAUAUUUGGAAAUUAAAUGUCAGGAGAGAAGAAGAGAUAAAGCAACGGAAGCUGGAGGAAGAACGACUUCAAGAUAAAAUCCGAGAGGAAGAAAAUCGGAAAAACGAAGAAGCUGCUGCCAAGCAAAGGGAAGUGGAAGCACAAAGUAAAAAACUUGCCGAGGAGAAGCAACGGCAUGAAGAGGAGCAGAAGAAAAGGCUUGCCCAGCUUCAAAGGGAAGCCGAGGAGAAGCACCGUCAUGAGGAAGAAGAAAAGAAGAGAUGUGCACUGCUUCAAAGAGAGGCAGAAGAAAAGCGUCGUCUUGAAGAGGAAAUGAAAAGGAAAGCUCAGGUUCAAAGAGAAGAGGAGGCAAAACAGCAUGAAGAGGAAGAAAAAAGAAGAAAAGAAGCCAUGAAACAAAGUGAGUCUGAGAAACCUCAGGGAAGGACUGAUGUACAAAUUAAAGCCAAAGACAUAAUGAAACACUUUGAUGAUAAGCCAAUAUAUGGAUCAAGGAAAGAAGUGCCAAUCAACAAAAGUAAGAACUCCGUGCAUAGAAAGUCUGCUAUCUUGACAAACUACCGAGCAUUAUAUCCAUUUGAAGCAAGAAAUAAUGAUGAACUCAGCUUUCAGACUGGUGAUCUGAUAGAGGUUGAUGAAACAGCUGAGGGGGAGUCAAGCUGGCUGUAUGGAACUUUGCAAGGAAAAGUUGGUUGGUUCCCAGUAAACUACGUGGAGAAGGUGACAGAGAAUGCAGCUUCUUUGUCUCCCAAAAAGGCUUUAUUGCCACCAUCAAAACCCGUUUCAGCUACCUCAGUUUCUCCUGGACCUCAAGCCCCAAGUAAAGUAGGUGAAGAAGGGAAUAUUCAAUCAAGUCGAGCCUUUGCAGGGAUAAGUGGCAGUCCCAUGUGGCAAAAAUCUGCUUUUACACCAACUCUUCCUCCAGGUUCUGGGUCACCUAUUUAUGACCAGGUUGAAGGUGUUCAAGCUUUUAAGGCCCUGGCACUCUGUUCAUGGACAGCAAAGAAAGAGAAUCAUUUGAAUUUUUCGAAAGAUGAUGUGAUUGAUGUGCUGGAAAAGCAGGAUAACUGGUGGUUUGGAGAGGUUCGUGGUGCAAAGGGUUGGUUUCCCAGGUCAUAUGUCAAGGUGAUCAGUGAACAAGCACAGCUAUCAGUGGAAUCUGGUCCUGUUUAUGCAUCAGUGGUUAAAAGCUCCAGCCCUAUAUCCCAGGCAGUAGAAGAGUAUAUUGCACUAUAUUCGUAUGAAAGCACUGAAACUGGAGAUUUAGUCUUCAAUGCGGGUGAGGUGAUUCUGGUCACCAAGAAAGAUGGAGAAUGGUGGACAGGAGUUAUUGAUGAUAGAACAGGUGUCUUUCCUUCAAAUUACGUGAAACCAAAGGAUCCAGAUGGAUCAAGUAGUUCAGGAAAAUCAGGGACAUUAAACAAGAAACCAGAGAUCGCUCAAGUAACCUCGGCAUACACUGCAACAGGUACUGAGCAGCUAAGUCUCGUCCGUGGCCAGUUGAUACUUAUUUUGAAGAAAAAUGCAUCUGGGUGGUGGCAGGGUGAAUUGCAGGCCAGAGGUAAAAAGCGGCAAAAGGGAUGGUUUCCUGCAAGUCAUGUUAAAUUACUGGGGCAAAGUAGUGGAAAAUCCACACCAGCUCCACCUCCAGUCUGUCAGGUCAUAGCAAUCUAUGACUAUACUGCUGUGAAUGAAGAUGAACUUAGUUUUUCCAAAGGUCAGCUUAUUAAUGUGAUAAACAAGGAUGAUCCAGACUGGUGGCAGGGAGAAUUAAAUGGAAUGAAUGGCUUAUUCCCUUCCAAUUACGUCAAGACAACCGUAGAGUCUGAUCCAAGUCAGCAGUGGUGCGCUGAUCUCUAUUGCCUUGAUACCAUGCAACCUAUGGAAAGAAAACGCCAAGGUUACAUACAUGAACUGAUUCAGACUGAAGAGAGGUACAUGGAUGAUUUGCAACUGGUUUUGGAGGUUUUUGAGAAACCAAUGGCAGAAUCCAAGCUUCUGACAGAGUCUGAGCUGCGAACCAUUUUCGUGAACUGGAAAGAACUCAUCAUGUCGAACACCAAACUCUUGAAGGCUCUACGUGUGAGGAAGAAGAUUGUUGGGGAGAAAAUGCCCGUGCAGAUGAUUGGAGAUAUCCUGACCACAGAACUGUCGCACAUGCAGGCUUACAUUCGGUUUUGUAGUUGCCAACUGAAUGGAGCAUCUAUACUUCAGCAGAAAACUGACGAAGAACCAGAUUUUAAGGAUUAUCUAAAGAAAUUGGCUUCUGACCCUCGAUGUAAAGGGAUGCCUCUUUCCAGUUUCUUACUAAAGCCAAUGCAGAGAAUUACACGUUAUCCACUUAUUAUUAAAAAUAUUUUGGAAAACACUCCAGAGGUCCAUGCAGACCAUAGCCAUUUAAAGUUAGCAUUGGACCGUGCAGAAGAGCUGUGUUCCCAGGUAAAUGAAGGUGUGCGUGAGAAGGAAAACUCUGACCGGCUAGAAUGGAUUCAGUCACAUGUUCAGUGUGACGGGCUAGCAGAGCACAUUACCUUUAACUCCAUAACAAAUUGUUUGGGGCCACGGAAGCUGCUGCACAGCGGAAAGCUUUACAAAACGAAGAGCAACAAAGAGUUAUAUGGCUUCCUUUUCAAUGAUUUCCUGCUGCUCACCUACAUUGCAAAGCAGUCAUUUAUUUCAUCGGGCUCUGAGAAACUAUUCAGCUCUAAGUGUAAUUCACAGUUUAAAAUGUACAAAACGCCUAUUUUCUUGAAUGAAGUUCUUGUGAAACUACCGACUGAUCCAUCAAGUGAUGAUCCAGUCUUCCAUAUUUCGCACAUUGAUAGGGUGUACACACUCAGAGUGGAAUCUUUAAAUGAGAGGACUGCCUGGGUUCAAAAGAUUAAAGCAGCUUCAGAACAGUUUAUAGAGACAGAGAAAGGAAAACGUGAAAAAGCUUAUCAAGCACGUUCACAGAAGACAAGUGGAAUUGGACGGCUUUUGGUGAGCAUUAUUGAGGCAACCGAACUGAAACCCUGCAGAGCAAAUGGAAAGAGCAAUCCUUACUGUGAAGUCACCAUGGGAUCCCAAUGUUACACAACCAGAACUCUGCCAGAUACUUUGAACCCAAAGUGGAACUUUAACUGCCAGUUUUUUAUCAAGGACCUUUACCAGGAUGUAUUGUGUAUCACAGUCUUUGAAAGAGAUCAAUUUUCACCUGAUGAUUUCCUUGGUCGGACAGAGGUCCCUGUGGCAACAAUCAAAAAGGAGCAAGAAGGCAAGGGACCAACCACAAAACGCCUUCUUUUGCAUGAAGUGCCAACAGGGGAGGUAUGGGUGCGUCUUGAUCUUCAAUUAUAUGAACAGAAGACAUUACUUUGAAGCUUAAGCUUCAAAAUUUUGUGAAUUUUGAAUGCUCAAUGAGUAAAAUUGUGUCAUUGGUCAAUGGAUGGCAGAAUUAGAAACAGUUUUUUCUAGAAUUCCCAAGAAAGCCUAACAAAUGAAACCUCAACCAAAAUACACUGUGAUACUCAGCCAUACUCAUUGCCAAUGAGGUGCCAGCCUUGUCAUUGUGAUUGAAAUAAUGAGUUUCUGCUGUUUUUUUUUGCCAUUCUGGGUCUGGUUUCCUUGUUACUAAAACUGUUCACAAGAAAUCACUAAAGAAAUGUAAUGCAGAUUUCAUCAUUUUGGGCAAUGAGCUAAUCAGAUUACCUCCCCUCUUGUUGAGGACAACCCUAUUUCCUGCUUGGAACUGCUCAUGGCAAACUGGAGAACGACUUUACUUUUAACUUUUGUUUGAAGGUAAUGAAUAUCGAGAAUUCAAGUAAUUCAAAAGCCAUUCACUUAUUCUGUUGUACUUUCCAAAGCAUGCAUAUUCUGAAUUGUCUUGUACUCUCCUUUUGUAACCGUUAAAGUUUAGUUCUCAAAGCAAUUUUGAAUGGAAUGGAAUUCUAGGCUGAAGCCCAAAUUUAUUCAGCUUUAUUUUCAAGUGAAUCACUGUUGAAAAGCAAAACUGAUAAUGUUUUUAAAAAGUUUUAGAAAGGUGCAUGCAGGAUAUUUGCUGGAGACGUAAACUCUCUUUAUAAGAGUUAAAAUCUGUGAGAAGACCCUAGUUAGUGAACAGGAGCAGUAAGUUUUGUGGAACUUUUUGUCACAUGGUAUAAAGGUAUUUGUCCAAUACAUGAAAAAUGCAGUGCAUGAAUAACUCUAUCUUGGGACUAGUUUUGAUUAUAAUUAGCAGUAAAGUACAUAAUACAACUUCCCUCUUUGCCUUAGUUCAGGUGGCUUGUAAGUCGACAGGCUUCUGAAAAAAUAUUUUUUGUAGUCAUUCAUUCAUUCAUUAAAAUAUUUUGUCAUAUCUGGAAGGACAUAGGAACUAUACCAAUAUUUUGUGCAAUUCAGUCGAUUUUAUAUGGUAAUGAAAAUAUUUUUGCAUUCAGUGGUGUAACUUUGAAAUUUAAGACCUUAUAAAGGAAAGUAUUAAAUCAGACCAAAUUUGAUGACCAGUUUCUCAGAUGCCAGCUUAAUAAUUUGUUUAUAUCUGCACAUAUACAUUCUCGAUCAAGUCAUUAAGAUGCUUAUUUCAUAUAUAUGAGCCAUCAUUCGACUAAUUACCAGAAAACCUUUAUGGGUAGAUUGAGAGAAUGAUUAAAGAGAACAGGUGGGAGGCUGAAACCAUAUUUCAUCCAUUGUUCUUGUAUUUUUACUUGAGAAAUCACAGUUCAUCAGAUCUUCAGCAAAUUACUUUCAUGUGCUAAAGAUAAAACAACAAUAAAUGGUUAUAUCAAGGUAAAAAACAUGUUGAAAUUGUCUGGCACAUUUUGAAAAUGAUUUGGAAGGACAGAUUUAUAGUUUGGAUAGUUAGACCUAUUUUUUUCCACUUCUCUCUGAUUUGCUGAUUGACCAAUUCCAUUUUCAGAAAUUAUUUAAUAUACAGAGAGAGUUCUUGUGCUCAUAGAGUGUGCUUAUGCACCAAAGCUUAGUAUUUCCUUUAUCUCUUUUUUUAUUGAUGUUAUGGAGUCUCAAAGAUCAUUAAAUUUAAUUGAUUUUGUUCUUAAGUUUUCUACUCAUGAGAGAUGAGCAGUGGUAAAAUAAACCUAUGUUCCUGCAGAGGUGCAGUGGUUUUUCAAAUCAUUCAUUUAUCCUUCAUUCCACCGUUAUAAAUGUACCUUGAACUUAUUGAUACAAUUUUUAAAUUUCCUAUUUGUAUUUUAUUUUUUUAUUUAAAAAGCUAUUAACUUUAUAAUGGUGCUGGUAUUGUAUUUUGAUAAUGCAGUCUAGUAUCACUGUACUGUGAAUGUGGUGGUCAGUUAUAUUGGAAUAUAAUAUAGAAAGUUACAUUUUCCAGCUUAGGCCCUUAAGAACACUAUUUAAAAUCUCCCGUUGUUGUUUUGUGAGUUUUGGAGAAUUGUUUAGCCGGAUUUAGUGCAAGUGUUCUAUAUGUUCAUUUGUGUGUGCAAUAAAGGGUACAAUAAUUCAAAUCUUAGAAAUCAUGAUUGCCACAGGUAGCAAUACAUGCAACUUUUUUGUUCUAGUAAUAUGGAUUUCCCAUUGUACCAUGCAAAACAAAUAGUUUCAUAUGAAAACCACAAUACUGACUGUUCAUAUAUGUAAGGCUUACUCUAUCUCCAUACAGAAGAAACAGUGAAAAACAUCAUUUAAGCUAAGGUGUUAGUUUCGUUUUUUUGCCUCAAAGGGAGUCAUGGAAUGACAGAUGUGUGUUUCAAUAGAAGUAAAAGUAU